Tuber aestivum (summer truffle) is the source of this 630-nucleotide messenger RNA. NCBI's taxonomy places the organism in Eukaryota, Fungi, Ascomycota, Pezizomycetes, Pezizales, Tuberaceae. The record is from the annotation of a GenBank genome assembly.
AUGGCUGAACUCCUCAACAAGCCCCGCUCAGAACUCACGUUUGUUUAUCCUCUUCUCCCUUCAUCUUCUCUAUCUCACUAACUUCUACAGUGAGUAUGAAAUAGCCGAACUAGAAAAAUACGAAUUCUCCGCCGGCCCCCUCUCAAUUCUACAAACUGCCGUUCGCUCUCACAAUCAAGUCCUUAUUUCCUGCCGUAACAACCGCAAGCUCCUCGCGCGUGUAAAGGCAUUCGACAGGCACUGCAACAUGGUUCUCGAGAAUGUUAAGGAGAUGUGGACUGAGACGCCGCGAAAGGCUGAUGGGAAGAAGGGUAGACCUGUCAAUAAGGAUAGGUUCAUCAGUAAGAUGUGAGAUCCUCUAACAUAUUCGCGAUACCUUAGAGACUAAUGUGGAGAUAGGUUCCUGAGGGGCGACUCGGUCAUCUUGGUGCUGCUGAGUUAGGCGGGCUAGGGUCAAGUGGCAUGGCAGUGUAGUAUAUUAAAGUCUGAGAUGAACUGUUGAAUUGGGGAGCGAGGCCUGUUGAACGAUAAUGCCUUUGUGCUUUGAUGAGAAUAUAUAUUUUUACGUGUAAUAGCUUCGCUGAAACCGUCUACUUGGGGGUUUUGCAUGAUUUUGCCGAGGUCACAUGA